Amphibalanus amphitrite is the source of this 3256-nucleotide messenger RNA. RefSeq names its product facilitated trehalose transporter Tret1-like. NCBI's taxonomy places the organism in Eukaryota, Metazoa, Arthropoda, Thecostraca, Balanomorpha, Balanidae. The coding region runs from base 548 to 2017 and encodes 489 amino acids. Gene Ontology annotation, molecular function: transmembrane transporter activity. The transcript has 4 exons. Gene Ontology annotation, cellular component: membrane. Gene Ontology annotation, biological process: transmembrane transport. The record is from RefSeq and is a predicted model, not a curated record.
AUCGACCUUCUUCACAAUCGUGAAAUGUGUUUCAAACGUCGCGUAGUAUUGUUAGAUGACGGCAAAUUAUACCGCAACUUAUUCAAACAUGGGACUUAAUCAAUUCACAGGAUUCCAUUUAGAAUAAUUUCCCGCAAUGUCAAGUUGUGUACACCUAAGAAGUCACCGUCAAAUGACGUUACCGAUUCGGGUGCCCGUGACGUGACGUCACUCCGGGAAGACUCUGUGACGUCACUGGAGGGGUCGGGUCGGCGACGGGCCGCCCGUCGGGGUGUCGGACAGUAGUCCGUCGGCCGUGGCUGGAGUCGGCCCGAGCCAGUUCUGCCGCCUACCUCCGGACUCGCUGUGUCGUGCUGAGCGUCCUAUCGUCAGUUCGACAGCGCCAGAGCGGCAAUCCGUCAGCCGAGAGUCCCGGUUUGUCUAUUUGUUUACCUACUGUUUAGCCAUCUCCCGUCUGAACUGAACGGAGGCGCUGCUCGGUCUUACCGGGCGCAUCUCUGCAGUCUGCAUCGUGCUGCUAGUUUCUCGGCGUUCAUCUACUGCAGCCAUGGACGGUCCUCAAAAGAAGUUGAUGGCGGAACCGACGGCGUCGGACACCAGCUCCGACACCUUGGGCUCCGAGAGACACUCCAUUUACAAACAGAUCCUGGGCAGCGUGGUGGUCGCCACGGUAACCCUGUCGUACAGCUGUCUGCUCGGGUUCGGCUCCAUCCUGCUGGGACAACUGGAGGAGGAUGACGCCACCGUGGUGGUCUCCGACCGACAGCGACCCUGGCUCAUGGGCGGAGCCUACGUGGGCUCUGUACUGGGCUGCAUUCUGGCCACGUUUCUGGCCAAGACGUUCGGCCCUAGCCGGAUAAUGUUCUGGCACACGCUGCCCAACGCUAUUGGAUGGGCUCUGCAGGCGCUGGCCACCGGCUUCUGGCCGCUGAUGGCUGGCCGGUUCGUGUGCGGCCUGGCGUGCGGCGUGUGCGUCAGCAGCGCUCAGAUCUACAUCAGUGAGAUCAGCAGCCCGCGGGUGCGCGGCGUGCUGCUGAUUCUGCCCGAGACGUUCGCCACGGCCGGCCUGCUGAUGUGCUACACCCUCGGCCUGCUGCUGCACUGGAAGAUGGUGGCUGUGGUGUGCGGCCUGGUGCCCAACCUGGUGAUAUUCGCCGGCUUCCUGCGACUGCCCGAGUCGCCCACCUGGCUGGUGUCCAAACAUCGCCUGUCGGCGGCCGCCGAGUCGCUGCUCUUCUUCCACGGCCGGCGGUACGCGGCUGACAGCCAGGUACAGCUGAUCCUGGCCGGACUCGAGCAGACCAAAAUGUCCGUCUGCGAGACGCUGCGACUGAUGCGGCACAGUGUCUACCUGCAGCCGGUGCUCAUCAUUGCCGUCCAGAUGACCAUCCUCAACUUCUCCGGCAUCAACGCCAUGUUCGGCUACGCCGUGGUCAUCUUCCGUCUGGCGCGCACGGGCAUCAACGAGUACCACUGCGCCAUGGUGCUGGCGGCGGUGCGGCUUCUCUGCAACAUCGGCAGCACGACACUCAUCGACCGUCUCGGCAGACGCGUGCUGCUCUCCCUCUCCGGCGCGUUCUGCACCGUAUCACUGGCCGUCAUCGGCGCCUACUUCUACCUGCGGGAGCAGGACGUCCAGCAGGUUCAGGGACUGCACUGGCUGCCGCUGGCCGGCAUGAUCUGCACCAUCUGCAGCUACUCGCUCGGCAUCGGACCCAUCAGCUGGGUCAUUUUCGGCGAGAUGCUGCCGUCGUCCGUGCGGGAACUCUACGGCAGCAUCAUCAUCAUCUUCUGGUCGCUGACGCUGUUCACGGUGCUGCAGGUGUUCCCAGAGCUGACGGCACUGCUCGGGAACAGCGGCACCUUCUGGCUGUUUGCCGGCGUGUGCGCCGUACAGGUGCUGUUUGCGUUCUGUGUGGUACCCGAGACGCGGCUCCGUACACUGGAGGAUAUUCAUCAGGAGCACUUUGUCGGCAAAAGCAAGGGCGAGGCGGAAACAGAGGGCGGGGAAAUCUGAGUGGUUUCAUGGGUGGAUGGGAAUGGUGCGAAGGAAUGGGAUGGGGUGUGAAAGCGAAAGAGUGGAUGAAGGUUGAUAGGGAGAGAAAGAGAGGGGGAGAGGGAGAGCACACAUACAACUCCUGUCUGCCGUAUCCUAACGGUAGGAAUGCCAUGCGUGGCACUGAUGCGAUCGUCCGGAGAAUGAUUCAGCUCUGCGCUGGCUGCGUCUGGGGAGAGCUGGAGAGUAGCAACUAACUCCCAGUUCAAUACUGUGAUGUGAUGAUGUGGGACGAACAUGUGACAUGCAUUCGUUAUCUAUAGAUGCUAGUUGAGUCAUGUUUGGUAGUUUUUCUUUAACGAUAUUCUCCUGUACUGAGUUUGAGUGCGUGCCGCGAUAAAAAAUCUGUCUUUGUAGGGAUGUUGUAUAAUUACGCUUUUUCACUGAAGUGUUGACUGUGAGUCACUAAAGUGAAAAAGUCGUGCGUGUGCCAUAACUGGUAAAGGAGGUCGGUCUCAGAUCUUGUGUGUUGUGUCAAAUGUGGAGCUCGCAUUGAUGGGACAGUAGAUUCCGACAUGCUUUUUAUCUGCUGUAUGAUCAUAGACAAUCGGCUCACUAAUCGGCUCACGACGGCCCGUGAGGCUUCCGUCACAGCAGUAAGCAGUAAGUAUAGACAAGGGUGUCAUUUUAUAUCUCGUGGGCUAGCUAUCGGCAUCCUUAGAGUAAGCUAUGGUUUCCCUAACUCUCGACAGAAAACAAAAUCUUGUUAAACAUCAUCGUACUUCGAGGUGUGUGACUACGGAUGUGCGAUCAUUGCACAGUGUGCGGUGUGCAUGCACGAACUUUCAGUGGCGAAGGACGACCAUAUCGAUGGCGAUGCAUCGAUGGGUUUGCGAUAUGUGUUAUCCAGUGUCGCUGUCGCUUGUGAGCUGUCAUGUCAUGAACAUAUCAUGCCCGAAAAGAUACGCUCUCGAACUCUGGGCAGUGACGGUGCCUUGCGUGCGCUGGGGUCGCUGGGGAGUGCUGGCAAUAUCAAUUAGAUAUUCACAAAUCUGAUAUUGCUGUGAUUGUCAUGGACAACCCACCGAUGUGUAUGAAAUUACGAAUGAUUUAGCAUUGAAACGUGGUAGUGGAAGCUAAAUUCGGUAGCCUGCAAAGUUAAACGCAUAUUUAUUUUCCAUAUCUUGUGACAAUGCAGUAAUCAGUGAGAUUAUUAUCUUUGUCACUGAAAUGUUGUAAAUAAAUGAACGAGUGAAAACA